GCUCAAGGAGGCCCUCCUCUAUCACCCCUGGAGGGGGGGAAUUAACUCUCCCAAGAUACUAUUCCAUUGCCUUGUUUUAUUUUCUUCAUGGACCCUUUCUCUGAAAUAAUUUUAUUCAUUUAUUUUAAUGUUCAUUAUCUGCACCCCCACCCCCUCCCCCAGGUUCAUUCUUCAUAGCCUAUCUUGCUCACUUAAGGAUUUAUUUCUUGCACAAUGGGUUGAAUGAAAAUCUCCCUUGCAAAGAAUAAGUGCAAAGCAGAUAUCAAACUGAGAACACCACGUUCCUUGGGAUUCGACAAUUCUAACUUGCAGAAAAGAGCUAGUUCAGUUCUUCAGUGGAAAAGUGGGAAGCAUAUAGGCUCUCGGGGUUCAGAACAGGUGAAAUGUAACCCACUCCUGCCCCUUCUCUCUUGUCCCCCAGCCUCAGCCCCGCUCAGCUGAGGAAUGUAGAAAGCUGCUCCAGCUGCAAAAGGGCGCCGCGCGCUCAGAUGCUCCUCCGCAGGCCGCGUCUAGCCGCGCGCAAGCCGAGUUCGGCCGGGGAGGUGGGUGGGAAGAAGCCGGGAGGGGAAGGUCUGGGGGUGUGAGGGUGGAGCGGAGCCCGGCUCCGCGAUCCGGCCCGCGUUUUGCAUGCCACCCACUCGCCCGCUCGGCCGCGGAGAAUUCCAUAAUCACAGCGGGCGAGAGCGGAGACUGGGAGCGAAAAAUCCGGGAUCCGGCAACUUUGGGCAGCGCAUGCGCGCCCGCGGCGCUCCAUCCCAAACACACACACAUUUUUCCCCCGGACUUGGAAAGUCACCCAAAGCCGCCCCAAGUGCAGGCAAACAGACCUCGCUGACUGAAGGCAAAGACACCGUCCAGCCCACCUGCCCUUCCAGCUGCUGCGGUCCUCAGCCCCUGCUGUCGAAGGGGGUCCUGCAGCUCAGAGGUGUGCAUCGGUUGGAAUGGACUUGGGAUCCCAGCCUCUUGAGAUGCAAAGGUAGCUGUUCCGAUCCCCAACAUGUGACUGGGAAAUGAUGAAGUGACGCCCCUACUUGAAGAGAGGAGCCUCCAAGGACCUGCUACAAGAGUUUGGGAUCGAAGAGAGCAGAAUGGAUCUCGGUACAGCUGAAGGCGCCCGGUGCACUGACCCGCCUGCAUGCAAGCCUACAAUGGCCGCCAAGCGCAAAGGUGGCCUGAAGCUCAAUGCCAUCUGCGCCAAGCUGAGCCGCCAGGUGGUGGUGGAGAAGGGAGCAGAGGCUGGCUCCCACACUGAGGGCAGCCCGCUGCGGUCCCGGGACAAGGACGGUGGUGGCACCGAGCCAGGGGUGGCCCGGGCUCCCCGGAGCGAAGAGGACAAGAGGCGGGCGGUGAUCGAGAAGUGGGUGAAUGGGGAGUACAGCGAGGAGCCAGGACCCGUGCCCAUCUUGGGGCGGCUUGUCCGCGAGGGCCUGGAGCUGCCACCCGAGGGUGUCUACAUGGUGCAGCCCCAGGGCUGCAGCGAUGAGGAGGACCACAGCCAGGAGCCCUCCAAGGAUGGCAGCGUCGUCGUGGAGGAGAAGGACUUGGACGGGGUAGCCUCCAAGGACAGCAGCCCCCGUGCCAAGCAGGCUUCAGGAGAGGCCUCCUCGCUGCGGGACUACGCGGCCUCCACCAUGACUGAGUUCCUCGGCAUGUUUGGCUAUGACGACCAGAACACGAGGGACGAGCUGGCCAGGAAGAUCAGCUUCGAGAAGCUGCAUGCGGGGUCCACCCUUGAGGCAGCCGCCUCCUCCAUGCUGCCCACCUCGGAGGAUGCCCUGAGCAAGCGGGCGCGUUUCUCGAAGUACGAGGAGUACAUCCGCAAGCUCAAGGCCGGCGAGCAGCUCCCCUGGCCGGCCCACAGCACCAAGGCUGAGGACCGCGCGGGCAAGGAGAUGGCGGGCCCCCUGCCCGGCCUGCGGCUGCCCAGUAACACAGCACAGCUGGAGACCAAGGCCACCAUCCUGCCCCUGCCCUCGCACAGCAGUGCCCCCAUGCAGGGCCUCAUGGCCCGUGCCUCUAAGUAUGACUUCUUCAUCCAGAAACUGAAGACGGGUGAGACCCUGAGGCCCCAGAAUGGGAGCACCUACAAGAAGCCAUCCAAGUAUGACCUGGAGAACGUCAAGUACCUGCACCUCUUCAAACCUGGGGAAGGCAACCCCGACAUGGGCGGGGCCAUAGCCUUCAAGACGGGCAAGGUGGGGCGCCCCUCCAAGUACGAUGUCCGGGCCGUCCAGAAGCCGGGCCCCACCAAGGUUCCGCCCACCCCCAGCCUGGCUCCCACACCCCUCGCCAGCGUGCCCAGUGCCCCCAGCGCCCCUGGGCCAGGACCUGAGCCACCUGCCUCCCUGCCUUUCAACACUCCUGAAUACCUGAAGUCGACCUUCUCCAAAACAGACUCCAUCACCACAGGGACCGUCUCCACUGUCAAGAAUGGAUUGCCCACAGAUAAACCAGCUGUCACCGAAGAUGUAAACAUUUACCAGAAAUAUAUUGCCAGGUUCUCGGGCAGUCAGCACUGUGGCCACAUCCACUGUGCCUACCAGUACCGCGAGCACUACCACUGCCUCGACCCUGAGUGCAACUACCAGAGGUUCACGAGCAAGCAGGACGUGAUCCGGCACUACAACAUGCACAAGAAGCGCGACAACUCCCUGCAGCACGGCUUCAUGCGCUUCAGCCCGCUGGACGACUGCAGCGUCUACUACCACGGCUGCCACCUCAACGGGAAAAGCACCCACUACCACUGCAUGCAGGUGGGCUGUAACAAGGUGUACACAAGCACGUCAGAUGUGAUGACGCAUGAGAACUUCCACAAGAAGAACACGCAGCUCAUUAACGACGGCUUCCAGCGCUUCCGAGCCACCGAGGACUGCGGCACAGCCGACUGCCAGUUCUACGGGCAGAAGACCACACACUUCCACUGCAGGCGCCCUGGCUGCACGUUCACCUUCAAGAACAAGUGUGACAUUGAGAAGCACAAGAGCUACCACAUCAAGGAUGACGCCUACGCCAAGGAUGGCUUCAAGAAGUUCUACAAGUACGAGGAGUGCAAGUACGAGGGCUGCGUGUACAGCAAGGCCACCAACCACUUCCACUGCAUCCGCGCCGGCUGCGGCUUCACCUUCACCUCCACCAGCCAGAUGACCUCCCACAAGCGCAAGCACGAGCGGCGGCACGUCCGCUCCUCGGCCAUGCUGGGGCUGCCGCCCGCGCUGCUGGGCGCCAAGGACACGGAGCACGAGGAGUCGAGCAACGACGACCUGGUCGACUUCUCUGCCCUGAGCAGCAAGAACUCCAGCCUGAGCGCCUCCCCCACCAGCCAGCAGUCCUCCGCCUCCCUGGCCACCGCCUCCGCCACCGUGGAAGCUGUGCCCAGUGCCACCAAGCCUCCCAACAGCAAGAUCUCCGGGCUGCUGUCCCAGGGCCUGCCGGGCUCCAUCCCCCUGGCACUGGCCCUCUCCAACUCGGGCCUGCCCCCCGCCGCUCCCUACUACAACAUGCUUCCGGGUCGGGGGAGCGCCUCCCUGCCCGUGGGCGCCGCCGGCCUCAUGGGUGCCAUGUCCUCCACAGCGGCAGCCCCAGCGCCUCCCGACACGCCCACCCUGGCUGCCCCAGGAGUCGGCGACGCAGCGGCGGCCUCUGUCACAGUGGCCCCUGCCUCCAUCGUGGAGAGGAUCUCUGCGAGCAAGGGUCUCAUCUCACCCAUGAUGGCCAGGCUGGCCGCGGCAGCCCUCAAGCCCUCCACCACCUUUGACCCAGGAAACGGGCAGCAGGCCACCCCUGCCAGGUUCCCCGCAGCCUCGGUGAAACAGGAGCCCGGUGAGAACACUGGGGCCCCAGUUCCCCAAGAGGCUUCCCAGGACCGCAGUUUAGACCUGACUGUGCAGGAGCCCAGUAAUGAAUCAAAUGGCCACGCAGUCCCGGCAAAUUCAUCUCUUUUAUCCUCGCUUAUGAAUAAGAUGUCUCAGGGCAACCCCAGCCUUGGCAGCCUGCUGAACAUCAAGAUGGAAGCGGAGGGGGGCGCUGCCGUGGAGUCCUCGCCCUUCCUGGGCAAGGCCGUGAAGGCGCUGGUUCAGGAGAAGCUGUCAGAGCCCUGGAAGGUGUACCUUCGCAGGUUCGGUACCAAGGACUUCUGCAACGCCCAGUGCGACUUCCUUCACAAGGCCCACUUCCACUGCGUGGUGGAGGAGUGCGGGGCACUUUUCAGCACCCUGGACGGCGCCAUCAAGCACGCCAACUUCCACUUCCGGACGGAGGGCGGAGCAGUGAAAGGAAGCACAGAGGCCUCGUUCCCGGCCUCAGCCGCUGAGACCAAAGCUUCCUUGGCGCCCUCGUCCCCUCCAGCGCCUCCCGUCACCACAGCCAUGGCUUCCUCUCUGGAGGGACCCGCUCCCAGCCUGGCGGCCGUGCCCUCCACCCCCACCCUGCUCGCCUGGAGGCAGCUGGCUUCCGCCGUACCCCAGAUGCCUCAGAUUCCAGCAGCAGUGCCUCACCUGCCCGCUUCGCCCUUAGCAACGACUUCUCUAGAAAACGCCAAGCCCCAGGUCAAGCCCGGAUUCCUCCAGUUCCAGGAGAACGACCCUUGCCUCGCAACGGACUGCAAGUAUGCCAACCAGUUCCAUUUCCACUGCCUCUUCGGUAACUGCAAGUACGUCUGCAAAACCUCUGGCAAGGCCGAGUCCCACUGCCUGGACCACAUCAACCCCAGCAACAACCUGGUGAACGUGCGAGACCAGUUUGCCUACUACUCCCUUCAGUGUCUCUGUCCCAACCAGCACUGUGAGUUCCGAAUGCGCGGGCACUACCACUGUCUCCGGACUGGCUGCUACUUUGUGACCAACAUCACCACCAAGCUGCCAUGGCACAUAAAGAAGCAUGAGAAAGCAGAGAGGCGGGCAGCCAAUGGCUUCAAGUACUUCACCAAGCGCGAGGAGUGCAGCAGGCUAGGGUGCAAGUACAACCAGGUGAACAGCCACUUCCACUGCAUCCGGGAGGGCUGCCAGUUCUCCUUCCUCCUGAAGCACCAGAUGACCUCUCACGCCCGGAAGCACAUGAGGAGGAUGCUGGGGAAGAACUUCGAUCGCGUGCCCCCCUCCCAGGGGCCCCCGAGCCUGAUGGACACGGAGACAGAUGAGUACAUGGAUUAUACUGGCUGCAGCCCGGGCGCCAUGUCCUCCGAGUCGUCCACCAUGGACCGCAGCUGCUCCAGCACCCCUGUGGGCAAUGAGAGCACCGCAGCAGGGAACACAAUCUCCAUGCCGACAGCCUCCGGGGCCAAAAAGCGCUUCUGGAUCAUUGAGGACAUGUCGCCUUUUGGCAAGAGGCGCAAGACGGCCUCCUCGCGCAAGAUGCUGGACGAGGGCAUGAUGCUGGAGGGCUUCCGCCGCUUCGACCUCUACGAGGACUGCAAGGACGCGGCGUGCCAGUUUUCGCUCAAGGUCACCCACUACCACUGCACGCGCGAGAACUGCGGGUACAAGUUCUGUGGGCGCACGCACAUGUACAAGCACGCCCAGCACCACGACCGCGUAGACAACCUCGUGCUGGACGACUUCAAGCGCUUCAAGGCCUCUCUCAGCUGCCACUUCGCCGACUGCCCCUUCUCGGGCACCAGCACGCACUUCCACUGCCUGCGCUGCCGCUUCCGCUGCACCGACAGCACCAAGGUCACGGCGCACCGCAAGCACCACGGCAAGCAGGACGUGAUCAGCGCCGCGGGCUUCUGCCAGUUCAGCUCGAGCGCCGACUGCGCCGUGCCCGACUGCAAGUACAAGCUCAAGUGCUCGCACUUCCACUGCACCUACCCGGGCUGCCGCCACACGGUCGUGGGCAUGUCGCAGAUGGACUCGCACAAGCGCAAGCACGAGAAGCAGGAGCGCGGCGAGCCGCCCGCCAGCCCGCCCGGCGCCGAGGGCCCCGCGCCCGGCCCGGCCGUCAGCCUGGACGGCUCGCUGUCGCUGGGCGCCGAGCCGGGCGGCCCCCUGCUGUUCCUGCAGGCGGCCGCCGCCGGCCUGGGCCUGGGGCUGCGCGACGCGGGCGACCCCGGCCCGCCCGACGCCCCCGCGCCCCGCGGCGGCCCCGCCGCGCCCGCGCCCGGCCCGGCCGCCGGGGAGUCGUCGCAGGAGGACGACGACGAGGAGCUGGAGGCGAACGACGAGGAGGCGGACGACGACGAGGACGACGACGACGAGGACCUGCGCACCGACUCGGAGGAGUCGCUGCCCGAGGCGGCGGCGCGCAGCCCGCAGCUGGCGGCCCCCGCGCCCCCGGCCGCCGCCUCGCCCUAGCGCCGCGGGGACGCCGCCCGGCCCGGGCCCCGCCUCUUUAUAUUACUGUUAUUAUUAUUAAUUUUGUAAGAAAGGGUAUUUAUACGCGAGGCUUCCCUGUGUGCAGAGCUAGGCGUCCGUUUCGGCUCCCGCGCCGGGCCCGGGCCUCCCCCCCACCCCCGCCAGCCCCGCCGGUGCUUCCCGGACCCCGAGUCCGUCUCAGGACCGAGGCGAGGGCCCCCCUCUGGUGCUCCGGGGCCGCCGGGGGGCCCUGGUCUCGCUGCAGCUCGGGAACCUGCUUCAGGGAAACAGAAGGUGCUCUCGCCCGGCGGGGAACGAGGGGCAGGGGUCCCCGAGGGCGAGGCGCGCGCAGCCCCCCCCCCUCCGCGGCCGCACCCGGGCCCCGCGACCACGCUGGGGGGAUUCCUCAUUGCUCAGGACUGGGGCGGGCGCCGGGGGUCGCUGCGCCUCCGGCAGGGCCUCCCAUCCAUUGCAGCUAAGACCCUCCCUCCUUGCCCUGGGGGAGGGCGGGUCAGAAGGCGCCAGCACCGGUGACACUACAGGGACCGAGGAGGAAACCUCAUGGGCUUAGCAGAGCGGGGAGCCCCGGGCCGCUCUGCCCCAGCUGGAAGGCUGGGGCCCAGGAAGUGGGCGUGGUGGCCUGAAGGGGGCUCCCCGGCCCCAGCCACUGUCCCCACAUCCCAGGCGGCGUUCAUCCACAGACGGAAGGGCAGCCUCAGGGGUCUCAGACACCCGGGUGGUGGGAGCAGGAAGGAUGCGAUUGUUUGGGGCUUUAAUAUUCAAAAUUGGAAAAAAUGCAAGAAAGUUGUACAGUAUUUUUCCUGUAAAGGUUAUUAUUCUACAUAGAACAAAAAGGAAAAAAAAAAAAAAAGCAGGCGGGCAGUGACAGCACAGACCCGCCUCUGGACCAGCCCUGAGGUUGGAGACCGAGUGCAAUUGCUCACGUGGGAUUUUAUUUAGCAUUUUAGAGGCCUUACCAGUGUGAGGCUUUCUGUCUUUACACUAGCACUGAUGGGAGCUGCGUGAUUCCAACUUUUAACUUGAAUUUUGUAGAGACAAGAAAAAAGGACUAUUACUGUUGAGACAAGUUUGUAGUUAAUUUAACAUUUGAGUUUCUCUCUUUUGGUUAUGCGUGUGGCUUUAUAGGGCCCUUUUUUUUUUUUUCCAGUUUGUUUUUAUUAGUUUGUUCGGGAUGCUUCUUUGCUGGUACAACCCACCCAGAUUUGGUGCCCUUUUCAAAACAUGACCCGUUCCUGGAGACGAUGAGGUCACCGAGUCCAGAGCAGGGCGCUAGCUGGGCGGCUCACACCCAGCCAGUGGCUCUGCGGGUGACCCGGACAGGGGGCCGGCUGCCCAGUGCCUCCCCUGUUCUCUCUCGCACGCCAGGCCCGGCCACCAGCCCAUCUCAAGUUGGACCCUGAGAUGCAAGGAAGAGGGCAGGGCCCAGCCUGCGGGAGGGACUGUCACCCUGAGCUGCCCCCGCCCAGGUCUCCUGGGGAGCCUGACCAGUGGUGUCUUCCUUUCUUCGUCUUCUUUUUUUUUUUUUUUUUUUUUUUUUGUCCUCUUGGCUGCCCACAGCCAGAAAGCCAGGACCACCUGAACUGGAGAGGGAGCAGGGAGGGAGGCGGGGUCAGACAGCGCGUACCUGAUUCAACAGCAACAGACCUUCUCUAAACGCCCCGGCCAGAGCCUCCUGCAGCCUGUGGGCACCACGUGCUGCUGCUGAGCGUUCGCCCAGACUUUGUGCCCUGCCGCAGAACCCGUGGGUCUGUGGAAGGAGUUUUGUAAAGGAAAACAAACAAACAAACAUUUUUCAAUGUAGCAAACUCAAAAAAGAAAAGAAGAUGCAGACAGUGCGAAGUCUAGCCUUUUGUAACCUUCAUAUUGCACACUAGGACUAUAAGCCAUUGCUAGCUCAUUUUGAAUUUAAUGUGUAAUUUUUGUUUUAUUUUCUUUCUGUGGGGAAAAAAUGCUUGAUCCACCAAUGCUCUUUUUAAUGUUUUAUAACUAUGUAUGUGUAUAUAUAUAAAUAUAAAAUAAUAUGUAUGCACAUAUGUGUGUGUAUAUAUCUAUAUGUAUAUACAUAUAUAGAUAUAUAGAGAUAUAUAGAGAGGUUUUGAGACGAAAAAUGCAGAACGUGAAAACCGAAUUGAACAGCGUGUGCUCUGAUUACUUGAAUCUGGUCUCCUCGGCACCUGGUUAUUAAGAACUGAAUAUUUUUCCACUUGAAUUUAGUGCUAUUAGAAAUUUAAUAUAUGUGUUUUAUUUAUUUGAUUUUUUUUUUUUUUUGCAUGACUGAUGCAAGGUUUGACAUUUUCACUCAAUAAAAACUGGAAAAAAAUCU
Messenger RNA from Manis pentadactyla (Chinese pangolin), 8631 nucleotides. It is a transcript of the gene CASZ1, whose product is annotated as castor zinc finger 1. The transcript is spliced from 21 exons. The coding region runs from base 1089 to 6287 and encodes 1732 amino acids. Gene Ontology annotation, molecular function: DNA-binding transcription factor activity, RNA polymerase II-specific; RNA polymerase II transcription regulatory region sequence-specific DNA binding. Gene Ontology annotation, biological process: regulation of neuron differentiation; positive regulation of transcription by RNA polymerase II. The record is from RefSeq and is a predicted model, not a curated record. Lineage: Eukaryota; Metazoa; Chordata; Mammalia; Pholidota; Manidae. Gene Ontology annotation, cellular component: nucleus.